UGCAAGGUUUGCAUUUGAAGAUGUUUUAUAAAUGGGCAUUUUGCAACAACAAAAUUCCUAGUUAAUGCACAUAUCUUAAUGCAAGGCUCAAAGAUUAUGUGUAUGUGCGCUACAUUUGAUCAACUAAAGAAAAAAAAAAAACAACACAUCGAAGUGUUUUUCAACACAUACUUACAAAGACUACAAUUUUCCACGGCACAAAGCGUACAAAGUACAUUCAAAGUGUCCGUGAUGAGUUCAUUUUAUUUGACUAGAUUCUUGUUGACAUGGUUACCGGAGAAAAAGAUAGCUUGCUGCUACGAGCGCUCACUCAGUCACGUUUCUGCAAAUGUCAAAUGUCAAUACAGAUGAAGCACUAAUCACAUUUCAAACCCAUAAAAUUUUAUACAUUCUUAGCAUGAAUUUAGUCAUACAAUUGUUUGCAAUUAUGAGUCUACUUACUAACUAAAUCAAUAUAAUUUAUUUCCACUAUUACAGUGUUUGAUCGACUAAUUUAAUAACAAAUAAAUCAAUAUAAUAAAUUCAUUUGAAAACCGGAGAUGACAUUUUUCCCCGAUUUACUGAGGAGCUGCACUGAUUUCCGCUUACCACUGGAGCUUGGAAUUGUGGGUAAAUUUGAGAAACUACAACCUUCAGGUUCAUCAAGGAGACUCGGAAAUAUUGACAUUUCAUUAACAUUUGCUUAGAGUCAGAGAGCGCCAUAAAACUAUGACAGCGAUGGCUGUAUAUUAAUUGAGAGUAUUUUAUUUCAAGAAAGACACGACGAAGUUUUAGGCUUUAUUAUUUUCAAAAGGCCAACAUUUUGAAUUCAGUGUUUUGUAGCGCAACGGCUAACGUCCCGUUUUUCCGAACGUACAUUGAACCCAACAAAAGAAGAUGGCCGCGCCCUGUAGAAAGAUGGCGAGUCGGUCCUUCCCUCAGCUUUUGUGUUAUUUUAGUAGGACAGCCGUCGGAAGCGGGGCAUGUCGCCGGUUUUCCGUCACUCCUAUUGACAGAGCGACUCCUCGGGCCAGUACUGCAGCGGACAGAGCGACUUCUCCCUGGUCUCUGAUGGCCGCGGUGUGUCUGCAGAGGUUACCCGUCAUUACAGCGGACUGCAGUCCGAUAGAGCAGCGCUUCAAGCAGAUGUUGCAGCAGAUGGAGCUGGAGAAAAGCCUGGUGUCGGACCAUGAGCUGCGGCUCAUGGAGGACGCGGAGAGGAUGAGUCGGAGGCAGGCUGACGACUAUGACUCGGACGAAGAGGAUCGGGGUGACCAAGAGAUUAUGAUGACUCAGGACUUGGAGGACACCUGGGAGCAGAGGUUAAAGAACUUCCAGCCAGCUCCAAGGGUCAGAGCCGACAUAGACAAGGACCUGAGCUCGGCGCAGCGCUGCCUGGCCGACUCUCUGGUGCUGCUGGCCGAGCAGCAGGUGGGAGCAGAGAGGCUGUGGCUGCUGCCUCAGGCUGCGUGGCAGGAGGGAGAAACGCUGCGACAGACGGCGGAGAGAGCGCUCGACUCCGUGACAGCAGCCGGCGUCAAGGCGACUUUCCUCGGCAACGCUCCCUGCGGAGUUUACAAGUACAAAUUGCCCAAGGCCGCUCGGACUGAGGGCUCAGUCGGAAGAAAGGUGUUCUUCUUCAAAGCCAUCCUGGCCGACGGCGCUCCGGGAAGCGCUCCGACCGCACCUCUGCUUUGGGUGAAGAAGAGCGAGCUGCAGAAAUACCUGAAACCAGCGUACAUGAUGAAGGUCGACCGCUUCAUCCUCAACUUGUGA
This is a messenger RNA of Xiphophorus maculatus (southern platyfish), 1755 nucleotides long. It is a transcript of the gene mrpl46, whose product is annotated as mitochondrial ribosomal protein L46. Lineage: Eukaryota; Metazoa; Chordata; Actinopteri; Cyprinodontiformes; Poeciliidae. Gene Ontology annotation, cellular component: mitochondrial large ribosomal subunit. Gene Ontology annotation, molecular function: structural constituent of ribosome. Bases 877 to 1755 code for a protein of 292 amino acids. The transcript has 4 exons. The record is from RefSeq and is a predicted model, not a curated record.